AUGUUCCAGUCGGUUGGAGUCGGUGGUGCGGGGGGGUGUUUUGACUUGAGUGCUUCGAGCACUUCAGUGCUCGAUUUAAAGCCCGUCCACCUCCUCGUCCCUCUGUGCUUCGCCGCCCUGCGACUCUGCCUCCUCGUAAUGCCUGUGGCGGUUGGUGGUGGUUCCCCGGUGCCGUAUUCGCCGCGGCCCUUUGGCGUGGCGUCUGCUGCGCUUGCCUCAACUGUGGUGUCGGCGCCUGUGGCCCCUGUUGCGGCGAUGUCUGCCGCGGGUUCUCCUGCUCACGCGUGCUCCAUGGUAGUCGACUCUGGACGAGAGUCGGCGGGUGUGGACGCCCCCCCGCGCGUGGUGGCGCCGGCGCCUGUACCUGCCUUCGUUCUGGCGCAUGUGGCUGACGUGGCGCCUCUUCCUGCUCCUGGCGCGGCGCCCUCACCUGCGCCUCUCCUUCCGGCGUUGCCGUCGCCUGCUGCGGCGGCCGCUGAUGCUGCUGUUGCGGCGCCUGCGUCUGGUGUGACACCACCUCCUGCUCCGGUUCUGCCGCCACCUCCAGUGGCUCCUGUGGCGCUACCCGUGGCGGCUCCUGCCGCGUCCCUUGGUGCGCCGGGCGGGGGGUCUGCCCUUCCGCUCCCGUGGCUCCCUCGUCUGCACCUGUCCUUCCACCGGCUGUGCAGCAGCGGAACUCCCGUCCUCAUCCGCCCUCUGUCAAACAUUAUAUAUGUUGUGUUAGUUUAG
This is a messenger RNA of Closterium sp. Naga37s-1, 729 nucleotides long. The record is from the annotation of a GenBank genome assembly. NCBI's taxonomy places the organism in Eukaryota, Viridiplantae, Streptophyta, Zygnematophyceae, Desmidiales, Closteriaceae.